AUGUCGUAUAUGAGAUCGAUAACAUCGAUGAAUGUUACAAAUAAAAAUGAUAUUGUUGUUCAGCUAACGUCUUCUUCAUUUGAUCACCAUAUGCCGGAAAUAGCUGGUUGCCUUAUAACUGGUGGCACAUUAUUGCUAUUAAAACCAAAUGGUAACCACGAUAUGGCAUAUUUGACAAAUAUUAUUCAAAAUAAUUGUGCAACAUUUAUAUUUAUUGUACCAUCGCUUUUGUCAAUAUUGUGUGAUUUUUUGGAAACACAUGAUUCGUUUAAUCGGAUCAAAACACUACGUUCUGUGACUUCUGGAGGUUAGUAAAGAGAUUUCUUUCUUUCAUUUCACCCAUUUUUUCAUUUCGCCUGAGU
Didymodactylos carnosus is the source of this 362-nucleotide messenger RNA. NCBI's taxonomy places the organism in Eukaryota, Metazoa, Rotifera, Eurotatoria, Philodinida, Philodinidae. The record is from the annotation of a GenBank genome assembly.